GUGUGAACAGGAAGUGUCACGAGAACGAGGAAAAAGCUGUGAAAGCUGGAAUUGUCUCUUGGACCAGGAUGACAAGACCACUCUCUGUGACCUGACAGAGAAAAGGAAGAGAAGGCUUUGAGGAUUAUGUGCCAUUCAUAUUACUGAGUAAUACCAUAUCUGGACAUAAUGGAGCUAGUAGUGGCCAAGGUCCUUUGCCUUCUGGGGGUGUUUGCUCUUAUGUUGGCUGGGAUUCUUGUCCCAGUGCGCCUGAUGAUGCAGGUGGACUAUGAGAAAGCCCAAAGCUACAGGAAGGCUCUUGCACUCUGCAAUUCUUUUGGAGGUGGUGUAUUUCUGGCCACUUGCUUCAAUGCUCUUUUGCCAGCAGUAAGAAACAAGGUGGACGAGGUCCUUAAGCUGGUGAAUAUAACCACAGACUACCCCCUGGCAGAGACCAUGAUGAUGCUGGGCUUCUUCCUCACAGUUUUUGUGGAGCAAGCAGUGCUCACCUUCAAGAAGGAAAAGCCAUCAUUCAUCAACCUGGAGACCUUUAACGCAGGGGUAUCCGAGGCUGGGAGCGACUCUGAGUACGACACUCCAUUCAUUUCUCCCACUCGGGGCUCCCCUGUGGGCCACCACCAUGGGCAUCACCACGGACACCUCAGCCCCACUGAGAUGGCCAGAGCUGGGCCUCUGCGGCUGGCCAGCCUGGUCCUGGCUCUCUCUGCCCAUUCUGUGUUCGAGGGGCUGGCCCUGGGCCUCCAGGAGGAUGGGGCCAAGCUGGGAAGCCUCUUCUUGGGGGUGGGCAUCCACGAGACCCUGGCCGCCGUGGCUCUGGGGGUGAGUGUGGCCAAAGCUGCUUUGCCCAUGAGGGAUGCCAUCAAGCUCGGUGUAACGGUCAGCCUCAUGAUUCCCAUUGGCAUCGGACUGGGCAUGGGCAUCAAUAGUGCCCAAAACCUGGCAGGCAGUAUUGCCUCUGUGGUGCUCCAAGGCCUGGCUGCUGGGACUUUCCUCUUUGUCACCUUCUUUGAGAUCCUGUCUCGGGAGCUGGAGGAUAAACAUAACAGACUGCUAAAGGUGCUCUUUCUUAUACUGGGCUAUGGGGUACUAGCAGGCCUAAUGUUCAUCAAGUGGUGAUGGACAGAAGAGGCCUUUUUAAUGCACUGAGAUGUCGAUGAGGAUCUUACUGGCCACACUUUGCAUUGUGCACACCAACACUACCAAAGUAAACUUUUUUGGUUUUGGUAAAGGGGUGUGGUAAAUCAAGUUUAAUUGUUUUUUUCUUAGCAUUUACACUGGAACAUGUUUGCUUACUUAUUAAGGCUACGUUACUGUUUUAGUUUCUGCCAUAGGGAAUACUCCAUGUUCCUGCCAUUGAGUAGUAAUGGUAAAGUGAGUCACUUUGACAGGAUACUUUUGUAUACGUUGCCAGACACAGGAUUAAAACUCAUGUAGAGAUAUCAGGAUAAGUACUCCAUAGCAUUUCAAGUAAAGACACUGUUGUCUUAUUGGCAUUUUGCAAGACGAGUGAAGUGAUAACCUACUUAUAACAUAAAGGAAACCUUUUAAUGAAGAACAUUUAUAAGAAUACUACUUGCAGUGAUAUGUAACAAAUGUAAACAUAUUGAUGUUUGUGGUUGAACGAUAAUGUUAUAAUGGUGGUUAUUAUGCAGUGGUGCAUAUUUGAAGUGUUGUUCAUGUUUUCCCCUGUCUGGUCUAUACCUGCUGUUUCCAUGGUCAGUAUGCUAUUUGUAAAUACAGUUGGAAGUCGGAAGUUUACAUACACUUAGGUUGGAGUCAUUAAAACUCAUUUUUCAACCACUCCACACAUUUCUUGU
Messenger RNA from Coregonus clupeaformis (lake whitefish), 1817 nucleotides. Its product is annotated as zinc transporter ZIP3-like. The coding region runs from base 169 to 1116 and encodes 315 amino acids. Gene Ontology annotation, molecular function: zinc ion transmembrane transporter activity. NCBI's taxonomy places the organism in Eukaryota, Metazoa, Chordata, Actinopteri, Salmoniformes, Salmonidae. The transcript is spliced from 3 exons. The record is from RefSeq and is a predicted model, not a curated record. Gene Ontology annotation, biological process: zinc ion transmembrane transport. Gene Ontology annotation, cellular component: plasma membrane.